GAGACAGAGACUGAACAGCGGGCGAACAAAUCAGCGGCGCCCAGAAAGCCAUGUCGGACUCGGCGCCCAGCGCCCAAGCGCUAACCCGCUGAAAGUUUCUCUGCGAAACCUCCGGGACCACCUGGACCCCGCCCAGAGGAGCUGCUUUUGAGUGAGAUGGUCGCAGAGGCCCGGAGCAGCGGACUGGUAAGCCCCGGGAGAACGGUGGGAGUUUUGCUUCUGCUAGCUGCCUUGACCAAGGCUUCCACCAUCAUUCACUAUGAGAUCCUGGAGGAGAGAGAGAAGGGUUUCCCCGUGGGUAACGUGGUCACGGAUCUUGGUUUGGAUCUCGGCAGCCUGUCGGCCCGCAGACUCCGGGUGGUGUCCGGAGCUAGCCGUAGGUUCUUUGAGGUGAACUGGGAGACUGGAGAAAUGUUCGUCAACGACCGUCUGGACCGAGAGGAGCUUUGUGGGACGCUGCCCUCCUGCACUGUAACUCUGGAGUUGGUGGUGGAGAACCCGCUGGAGCUAUUCAGCGCGGAAGUGGUGGUGCAGGACAUCAACGACAACAAUCCCUCUUUCCCCACCAGGGAAAUGAAAUUGGAGAUUAGCGAGGCCAUGGCGCCGGGGACGCGCUUUCCGCUCGAGAGCGCGCACGAUCCCGAUGUGGGAAGCAACUCUUUACAAACCUAUGAGCUGAGCCACAACGAAUACUUUGCGCUCCGUGUGCAGACUCGAGAGGACGGCACAAAAUACGCGGAGCUGGUCUUGGAGCGCGCCCUGGAUUGGGAACGGGAGCCAAAUGUCCAGUUGGUGCUGACGGCGGUGGACGGAGGAACCCCAGCUCGCUCCGCCAGCCUUCCAAUUCGUAUCACAGUGCUGGACGCGAAUGACAAUGCGCCCGCCUUCAAUCAGUCUUUGUAUCGGGCGCGCGUCCGGGAGGAUGCACCCCCCGGCACGCGCGUCGCCCAGGUUCGUGCAACUGAUCUGGAUGAAGGCCUCAACGGAGAAAUCGUUUACUCCUUCGGCAGCCACAACCGUGCUGGGGUGAGGGAGCUAUUCGCCUUAGACCUUGUAACGGGGGUGCUGACAAUCAAGGGUCGCCUGGACUUCGAAGACACCAAACUCCAUGAGAUUUACAUCCAGGCAAAAGACAAGGGUGCCAAUCCCGAAGGAGCACAUUGCAAAGUACUGGUAGAGGUUGUAGACGUAAAUGACAAUGCCCCGGAGAUCACAGUCACCUCCGUGUACAGUCCAGUACCUGAGGAUGCCCCUCUGGGGACUGUCAUCGCUUUGCUCAGUGUGACCGAUCUGGAUGCUGGCGAGAACGGGCUGGUGAGCUGCGAGGUUCCACCAGGUCUCCCCUUCAGCCUGACUUCUUCCCUCAAGAAUUACUUCACUUUAAAAACCAGCGCAGCCCUGGAUCGCGAGACCACGCCAGAAUACAACCUCAGCAUCACAGCUCGGGACUCGGGAACUCCCUCUCUCUCAGCUCUUACAACGGUGCGGGUCCAAGUGUCCGACAUCAACGACAAUCCUCCUCAGUCUUCCCAAUCUUCCUACGAUGUUUAUGUUGAGGAAAAUAACCCCCCUGGAGUUCCUAUAUUAAACCUAAGUGUCUGGGACCCCGACGCCCCGCACAAUGCCCGCCUUUCCUUCUUUCUCUUGGAGCCAGGAGCGGAAACUGGGCUCGUGGGUCGCUAUUUCACAAUAAAUCGUGACAAUGGAGUCUUGACAACCUUAGUACCCCUGGACUACGAGGGCCAGAGAGAGUUCCAACUGACGGCCCACGUAAACGACGGAGGUACCCCCGUCUUGGCCACCAACAUUAGCGUGAAUAUAUUUGUUACUGACCGCAAUGACAACGCCCCCCAGGUCCUGUAUCCCCGGCCUGGCCAGAGUUCGGUGGAGAUGCUGCCUCGAGGUACAGCUGCGGGCCACGUGGUCUCAAGGGUGGUAGGUUGGGACGCUGAUGCAGGGCACAAUGCCUGGCUCUCCUACAGCCUCUUGGGAGCCUCCAACCAGAGUCUUUUCGCCGUGGGGCUUCACACGGGUCAGAUCAGCACUGCUCGCCCAGUCCAGGACACAGAUUCACCCAGGCAGAUUCUCACAGUCUUGAUCUCAGACAAUGGAGAACCAUUGCUCUCCACCACUGCCACCCUGACUGUGUCGGUAACUGAGGAGUCUCCUGAAGCCCGGGCCGAGUUCCCUUCUGGCUCUGCUCCCCGAGAACAGAAUAAAAAUCUCACCUUUUAUCUACUUCUUUCUCUAAUCCUGGUCUCUGUGGGGUUCGCAGUCACAGUGUUGGGAGUAAUCAUAUUCAAAGUUUACAAGUGGAAGCGGUCUAGAGACCUAUACCGAGCCCCAGUGAGCUCCCUGUACCGAACACCAGGGCCCUCCUUGCACGCAGACGCGGUGCGAGGAGGCCUGUUGCCGCCGCACCUGUACCAUCAGGUGUACCUCACCACGGACUCGCGCCGGAGUGAUCCGCUGCUGAAGAAACCUGGUGCCGCCAGCCCACUGGCCAGCCGCCAGAACACUCUGCGAAGCUGUGAUCCGGUCUUCUAUAGGCAGGUGUUGGGUGCAGAGAGCGCCCCCCCUGGACAGCAAGCCCCGCCCAACACCGACUGGCGUUUCUCUCAAGCCCAGAGACCCGGCACAAGCGGCUCCCAAAAUGGUGAUGAAACCGGCACCUGGCCCAACAACCAGUUUGAUACAGAGAUGCUGCAAGCCAUGAUCUUGGCCUCUGCCAGUGAAGCUGCUGAUGGGAGCUCCACUUUAGGAGGGAGCGCUGGCACCAUGGGCUUGAGUGCUCGAUAUGGACCCCAGUUCACCCUGCAGCAUGUGCCCGACUACCGCCAGAAUGUGUACAUCCCUGGCAGCAAUGCCACACUGACCAAUGCAGCUGGCAAGCGAGAUGGCAAGGCUCCAGCAGGCGGUAACGGCAACAAAAAGAAGUCCGGCAAGAAAGAGAAGAAGUAAUAUGGAGGCCAGGCCUUGACUCACAGGGCAGCCUCCCUCCCCAGCCAGUCCAGCUCGUCCUUACUUGUUGUACCCAGGCCUCAGAAUUUCAGGGCUCACCCCAGGAUACUGGUAGGAGCCAAGGCCAUGCUCCCCCGUUGGGAUACAGAAACAAGUGCCCAAGUCAACACCCCCUCUCUGUGCCCUAGGGGGUUGAAUAUGCAAAGAGAGUUCUGCUGGGAACCCCUAUCCAUCCAAUCAGUGAUUGCCCCCACAUGGGUAGUAGGGUUAGUGUGGACACGGAAAACCAUGCCACACUCCCUUAGUUACAGCUGAACUCCUCCACCUUCCAACUCAGUCAGGCUCAUUCAUCUCCUGCCUUCCUUCCCACCCCACCCACUCCUUCAGUCCCUCUCUUGAGCAAGGGCUGUUGAGGGGACAGGUGACCUAAGCAGGCUCCUAGUUCUGAAUUGUUGGGAGAAUAUCACCACCUUUUGGCCUCUCCUGCAGUUCAGCUUUCCCCGCAAAGCAUGGUUUGGUACCAGUCUUCUCAUUUCCUUCUAGAGCCCGAGACUAUAGUGCUUAAGUUUAGGGGGACAGUCACCAGCCCCCUGGUAUUGAUGCUUGCUGGGUUUUGGGAAGGCAUUUUGCUACCAAGUCUCUUUUCAAUGCCUGGGGACCAGUCUUUUGUGUUUCACUGUUUGAUGUUCCCACUGCAUGCUGUGACUCCCCUGCUCCUCAAAGAAGAGACUCCUUUGCAUGUCUGGAGACAGUAGGGGGUGGGAAGCUAAAGGGAAGUUGAGUGUGGGGCAGUGGACAAAACAGCCAGCCUGCUAACAGGGUGUGCGGGGCUCUGUAUGUACCCAGGGUACGCCCAACCCCCCAAUUCUAGCCAUAGAUAAACACCAGGUCAGACCCCUCCACCCUGGUUCAUUCAGCCUGGGCUGAGCCACCAGGACCAGUGGAUUUAAGCUGGCAUUUCAGUCCAAGAAGACUUCUAAGUGGUUUUAGGACCAGAGAAGAAAGAGGAGCCUCUGUGGGUGCUGGGUACUCCAGAGGUGCCCCUGGUAGAAGGGUCAGUGGUCCUAGCAGGAAGGGAGACCAGGCAAGGCCAUUCUUGGCCCCUGGGUUGAGUCAAGGAGCUCGAACAAGGGAUCAAGUGGCCAUAAAGUCUCAGCCAAUGGUGGGGCUUCUCCACUGGGCCCCUGUAGUUCUCAAGCCCCUGGCCUCCACCUUAUCAGGUGCCAUUUCUUCUCAGAAGGCCUCUGCCCAGGCCCCAGGCCGCCCCUUCAUGGCCAGAGACUGGUUAAAGCCCCCCAGUGCCUCCUUGUGCAUAGAACUUCCUCUGCCCACCCUCCUCUGACCCCGGCCCUUACAGUAGUAUAGAAGCCCCCCACCCCCACCCCCGGCUGGUGUAGAAUAGCCAAUAGUGUAGUGUGGUGUGCUUUUGCGUGAUGGCGAAGUGGGCAGCGGGCGGUGGGCUGUGCGCAGCCGUCUGUCCUUGAAUCUCAAACUGCCUGCGCAGGCCUGUGCUGUGUUUUGUGCUGUGUCCACAACGCUGCGGCGACCCCUCCCUGUACUGACUCCUCUAUAAAAAGCUUCUCUUCGCAUAGUCACGUAGCUCCUGCCCAUCCCCCUUCUGAUAUCUCUCGCAAGUUUUAUACUCUAAUAUUUAUAUGGCUUUUUUCUUCGAAAAUUAAAAAUUAAAAAAAGGUUUCUUCUGAAA
Messenger RNA from Arvicola amphibius (Eurasian water vole), 4666 nucleotides. Its product is annotated as protocadherin gamma-A4. Gene Ontology annotation, biological process: homophilic cell-cell adhesion. The coding region runs from base 157 to 2961 and encodes 934 amino acids. Gene Ontology annotation, cellular component: plasma membrane. The transcript has 4 exons. The record is from RefSeq and is a predicted model, not a curated record. Gene Ontology annotation, molecular function: calcium ion binding. NCBI's taxonomy places the organism in Eukaryota, Metazoa, Chordata, Mammalia, Rodentia, Cricetidae.